Messenger RNA from Fonsecaea multimorphosa CBS 102226, 1194 nucleotides. RefSeq lists its product as uncharacterized. The record is from RefSeq and is a predicted model, not a curated record. Bases 1 to 1194 code for a protein of 397 amino acids. The transcript has 2 exons. Lineage: Eukaryota; Fungi; Ascomycota; Eurotiomycetes; Chaetothyriales; Herpotrichiellaceae.
AUGUCGUUGCCAAAUGGAGCAACACCACGGCCAGACCUCAACAUUCCCCCCAGUGGCAGCGUUUGCCAGCUCUCCAUCAUCGACACAACAUGUAACAUAGUCUGCACCACAUCGCGCACCGUCGAGCCUAACAUCCCCGGCCAUGACUGGAUCAAUUUCCCGACCUUUUCAUUCUACAUCAAGCACGAGGCGUCUGGCCGCGAAGUGCUCUUCGAUCUGGGCAUGCGCAAGGACUGGCAGAAUGCGGUGCCUCACAUCCGCGAGACGGUCAGCAAGAACGUCGACGGCCUCGACAUUGCCAAGGACGUGCAUGACAUUUUGACCGAGGGAGGCGUCGACCUGACCCACGUUGAAGGGUUCAUCAUGAGCCACUGGCACUGGGAUCACUGCGGCAAUCCGGCCGCAUUGCCCAAGUCUGUCAAGAUCAUCGUCGGCCCUGGAUUCAAAGACGCCUUCAUGCCAGGCUGGCCGGCGAAUCCCACGUCGCCGUUCCAUGAAGCCGACUUCGAUGGCCGCGAGGUGAGGGAGCUGUCGUUCUCCGACGACUUCAAGAUCGGUCGGUACCAGGCACACGACUACUUCGAAGACGGGUCUCUGUACAUCCUCAACGUGCCCGGUCAUGCGAUAGGACACAUCGGGGCUCUGGUGCGAACAACUCCCGAGACCCUCGUCUACCUCGGCGGCGAUGUUUGUCAUCACAGCGGUGUGAUCCGGCCCACGCGCUAUACUCCCAUGCCCGACUUCAUUCCCGAGGAGACAAAGUUCACGAACAAGCUUAUCUCCCAUCCCUGUCCGUGCUCAGCAUUCUUGUCGUCUCAUCCCGAAAAGGAGAACGGUCGAACGGUUCCGUUUUUCAGGGCUUCGACUGCACCGAAUUCAUUCUUCAUAGAUCCCGCUACAGCUCAGGACUCGAUCGAAGCUCUCAUCGAGUACGACGCCGACCCCAACGUCUUGGUCUGUCUCGCGCAUGAUCCGACCGAGCUGGCUACAUUUGACUUCUUUCCCCAUGGCACGUUGAAUGACUGGAAGAAAAAGGGAUGGAAGCAAGCGGCUCACUGGGGUUUCUUGGAAGAGUUGCCGUAUUAUGGUAAAAUCAUUCAGCCAUUGCUCGUGGAUGGCCUCUAUGACGGUGGCCGGAAGCUUCGAGAUUUGGAAUUUUCUGAGUCGUGGAUUCUUCCACCGCUGCAAUCAUGA